AAUUUAGUUCCGUUUCCGGGUACUUCCGAAUAUCUGUCAUUUUACGCUGCCGCUUCUUGCUUCACGGUUGUGAGCAACACUGCCUCGGGGAAUGGUCCUGUUUUAACUCAUUAUUUAGUUACGAAGCAUUAGGGGAAGGUGUGUGUGUUUUAUUCAAGCAGUGUGUGACAACGCUUGUGGCGAGAUGGCGACGCGUUCGGAAAGAGAGAAGGCCCAGAAACUCAAUGAACAGCACCAGGCCAUCCUGUCUAAAAUGCUGAGAGAAGAAGAUAACAAAUACUGCGCCGACUGUGAGGCGAAAGGUCCUCGAUGGGCUUCGUGGAACCUGGGUGUGUUCAUGUGUAUCCGCUGUGCUGGGAUCCAUCGUAACCUGGGCGUGCACAUAUCACGCGUCAAAUCCGUCAACCUGGACCAGUGGACCCCCGAACAGAUCCAGAGUGUGCAGGACAUGGGGAACACCAGGGCCAGGCGGCUGUAUGAGGCCACUCUUCCAGACAACUUCAGACGACCCCAAACGGACCAAGCCGUGGAGUUUUUCAUCCGGGACAAAUACGAGAGGAAGAAAUAUUACGACAAGAACGCCAUCAACGGUGGCCUCAAGUCUAAUGAUGCUGCUCUUCCCUCGGCCUCCUCGCCCUCCUCGCACCAAGCUGAGAAAAGCAAGCUGGAGAAAGAAAGGGAGAAGAAGGAAGAGAAGAAGAAGGAAAGAGAGAGUGAAAGAGGGACCAAGCCCAGCUCCUUGGAGAAGCCCCAGAAACGGGACGAGCCCCAGCCAGAGCCCCGGCCCAGCCCCAUGAAACACGCAGAGCCAGCCAUCGACUUGUUAGGCCUGGAUGCCCCUGCGGCUGCCGCUGCCCACGGUGGGAGUGGCUCUGCUGCCUCCGCCACUCUCAGCGAUGACCUGGACAUUUUCGGCCCCAUGGUGUCCAACCCCCUCCCCCCCUCCAACACACAGUUCUCUCAGGCCAGUUCCAGUAAAGCCACAGGGGCCCCUGCAGCGGGAGCAGGAAGUUCGGCCCCCGCCCAGGGAGACCUGGACCUGUUCACCGAGAGCGGCAGCGGGAAGGCGGAAGACUCAGCCAAGAAGCUCCUCUCCAAGGACUCCAUCCUGUCCCUCUACAGCACCAGCAGCCUGCCCCCACAGCCUGCCCCUGCGGCCAUGUUCAUGGGCCCCUCUCAGAUGCAGUUCCCCUCCCAGCCGGGGCAGGGGUACCAGGGCUUCGCGCCCCCCACCACCAUGAUGGGCACGGUGCUGGGGCAGAGCGGCCCGGCCAUGGGGCAGAGCAUGAUGGUGGGCAUGACCAUGCCCAACGGCUUCAUGGGGGCCGCUCAGGCGGGGGUGAUGGGCCUGGCCCCCGGCGGGGUGAUGGGGGCGCAGGGGGGGGGCGUCCCGCCCGGAGUGGUGCCCCCCCAGAACAUGUACGCCAUGCAGCCGGGCCAGCAGCAACAGUGGAACAUCAGCCAGAUGAACCAGCACAUGUCGGGGCUGAAUGUGAACGGGGCGGGCGGAGCCCUGGGUCUGGGGCAGCCGGGCCCCGGCGUGGGGGGCUGGGUGGCGCCCCCCUCAGGCCAGACCCUCAGCACACAGCUGUGGAAGUGAGAACGCCCCCACCUUACCCUCGUACUGACACCUCCUCCUGUCCCGGCAGGAACGCUCUGAGAGACGCCUGCUGUGUGUCCAGUGACCAGUGUGGAGUUGCAGACCGGCAGCUUCGUCCGUCUUACUUGCAAAAGAGUGUUUCUUUUGUCAUUUCUUUUUCUUUAUUUCCUUUUAAAAAAAACAUAUCAGCGAAACAAGCUGCUGGACCAAUUACGCGAGCGUCUAAUAUAUCAGUACCAAAUCAAUAGUGAGUAAUAGUAUUUAAAUGGCAGAAAUAUGGCUAUCAUGUUUGUGAACCCUCCCUCCCCCGGCGAUCCCCUAGACGGUAGCGUAUGACCAGAUGUGCUGUAUGUUCCCAUGAAUAGAGAUAUCCGCCGUCGCGUGAACACCGCCUCUCAUUUCACCCCUCAUCUGUUCGGUUGAAAUAAACCCUCCAUCUUA
Messenger RNA from Conger conger (European conger), 2041 nucleotides. RefSeq names its product small ArfGAP 1 (gene smap1). The transcript is spliced from 11 exons. The coding region runs from base 185 to 1600 and encodes 471 amino acids. Lineage: Eukaryota; Metazoa; Chordata; Actinopteri; Anguilliformes; Congridae. Gene Ontology annotation, molecular function: metal ion binding; GTPase activator activity. Gene Ontology annotation, biological process: regulation of clathrin-dependent endocytosis. The record is from RefSeq and is a predicted model, not a curated record.